Messenger RNA from Odobenus rosmarus divergens (Pacific walrus), 786 nucleotides. Its product is annotated as mastin-like. The record is from RefSeq and is a predicted model, not a curated record. Gene Ontology annotation, molecular function: serine-type endopeptidase activity. The transcript is spliced from 5 exons. NCBI's taxonomy places the organism in Eukaryota, Metazoa, Chordata, Mammalia, Carnivora, Odobenidae. Gene Ontology annotation, biological process: proteolysis. Bases 1 to 786 code for a protein of 261 amino acids.
AUGACCCCAGCUGUGGGCAUUGUGGGGGAGCACGAUGUCCCUGCUGGGAAGUGGCCGUGGCAGGUCAGCCUGCGGGUCUUCAACAAAGAGCAUGCCCAGUGGCAGCAUGAAUGUGGGGGCUCCCUCAUUCACCCCCAGUGGGUGCUGCCCACUGCCUACUGUGCUGGACCGGAUGUGCUGGAGCCACAGAAAUACAGGGUCCAGGUCAGGCAGCUGAGACUCUAUGACCACGACCAGCUGCAAAGGGUGGCCGAGAUCAUCCGCCACCCCAAGUUUAACCUGAGCCUGUCCGCCAUGGGGGUAGCAGACAUCGCCCUGAGACUGGAGAACCCCGUGCCGCUCUCCGGGCUCGUGAGCCCUGUCACCCUUUCUCCCAAUUCACUGGUGCUCAGCCCCGGAAUGAAGUGCUGGGUGACCGGCUGGGGCAUCUUUGGGGUCCAUGAUAAGAUUGGGGAACCUGAAGGGUGGACAAGGAAGAGCUCGUGGGAGCCCAAGGUCCCCAUCGUGCACAACCGGGUCUGCGAGAAGACCUACCACAAGGACCCACCUGCUGGAGGCACAGGCAGCACCAUCAAGGAGGACAUGCUGUGUGCAGGGAGGAAGGGAAGGGGCUCCCGCCAGGGUGACACCGGGGGUCCCCUGGUCUGUUACUGGCUGGACAUGUGGAUCCAAGUUGGAGUGCUGAGCUGGGGUGUGGCCUCUGGGCACAUCGACUAUCCUGGGGUCUACACCCGGGUGACAACCUACUCGUCCUGGAUCCACCAGCACAUCCCCUUGGAGCCUUGA